CCAGAAGCCAUCUGAGGAGUACUCGUCAGUACUGUUCAGACCUCUUAUUUCAUUUGACGGAAUCGUGUCGAGUGGAUAUUCAUAAUAAAUUCACUGACGUGGGCUUAUAUGUCUUUAAAUUUACAUACUAUACAUAUAUUGUGAAGCAGAAAUACGAAUUCCGUGUUACAUAUUCUAGUGUUUUAUCAAAAUAAGAUAAUGGGCCUAAACAAUUGAUUAGAGAUAUGCUAAAGCUGGUGCUAAAAUAUCAAUCAUACUAUACAAUAUCAUUAGUUUAUUCAUUUAAAAAUUUGAGCUGUGAAAUUAUAACAAUGCUGAAAGGAAUAUUGCACAUUAACAAGUGCACAACAAUGAUUAAAUUGUUUAGAUGUCGAAGAGAUACACUAGAUGAGAAAGGUGGAGCAUCAGUAGAAAUAAUUAAUAAAUACAUAACGCUUUGUAAUCUAAAUUGACUAAACUCAAUGCUGAUAAGUCGACAUAUCCCAAACUAGAUACAAUAACUUUGAAAACGACGAAUAAACCAAAGUUUCUCGUAUGUCAGCGUCAUAUAUAAUUAAUUCAUUUAAUGAGCGGCGAUGCUUUCGAGCAAUACCUGACGAAGAGGAAACUAGUUUGGGUAAUGAAGCAGAUUUGGUUAUGAGUUUAUCUCAAAAAGAAAUACUUAUACCACCAACGGCUUCUCAUCAGCAUCAAUUGGAACCACUUUCUAAACCUAAUACAAACGACACCUCGGCUCAAAACUCGGUUUCUGCUGCAGCCGCUGCUGCGGUUGCACAUCACCACCACAGCCUGUCUAGUAUUCAACAUCUUCAGAACUUGCAUAGCCAACAUCAAGGUACUCUAUUCAACAAUAACCACUCAACACCGUUUAGUGUGACUGACAUUUUAAGUCCAAUAGAGGAAUCGUACCGCAAGUUGGAAAUAAACGGAAACCCGCCAUCCCCAUUUCGAUCUAAUUCUAGUGGUAGUAGUAUUAAUUCACCGGGGACAGUAAGUACUUCAGCAAUGGCGAAUCCGUACGCUAUGGGAUCGUUGUACCAUAGUCCAGGAGUUCAAAGCUAUUGUGGACCGACAGAUAACUUAUCGUUGGCUGGGCAUUACACUGAUAUGCGAGGCUCGGCUUCCUGGUAUGGAUCAACGGCAAAUGACCCCAGAUUUGCAAUUUCGCGUCUUAUGAGCUCCUCAGCUGGUGGAUCAAUGGGUCAUAUGGGCAACAUGACUGGGUUAGCUGCAUGCAGCGUUAGUGAUACAAAACCUCUUCAAUUUCCAUUGGCACAAAGACGAAAAAGAAGAGUUCUUUUUACACAAGCACAGGUUUAUGAGCUUGAGAGAAGAUUUAAGCAACAACGAUAUUUGUCAGCACCCGAACGGGAACAUUUAGCAAGUCUUAUUCACUUGACGCCCACACAAGUAAAAAUUUGGUUUCAAAACCAUCGGUAUAAGUGCAAACGACAAGCGAAAGAAAAGGCAAUGGCAGAACAAAAUCAGCACAAUCAGUCUGCAAGCUCGCCAAGGCGCGUUGCUGUUCCAGUUUUAGUAAAGGAUGGUAAACCAUGCCCUGGAGCAAGCAGUUCAGUACAACCGCAAACGCAUACUAACAGCUCUACAACGUCUGGCAACAACAGCAAUAAUAGUAAUGGCAAUGCAAAUGGGGUAGCUGGAACAACUUCAGUUGCAAGCAACGUACCAAGUGUCCUAAAUCUGAUCCCUGGAGAUGCGCCUAACUCUCAUUCACCUGACACAUCUUCUUCUCUGAUAGCAAGUUACAGUGGGACAGUUGGAGGUUCCAAUGCUUCUAUGUUACAACAACCCUGCAAUAAUGCUCUAAUGUCCAAUAGUUUAGCUAUGGCCUAUCGAAACCAAAAUAAUUUUAUUUCGAAUGGUCAUCAACAACAAUGUGGAGGCUACUUACCAUUGCAAGGUAGAGCAUGGUAAAAGCAUCUUAUCAUUACAUUCUUUCGGUUCUAAAAAUGUGU
Molecule: messenger RNA, 1976 nt
Organism: Drosophila hydei
Lineage: Eukaryota; Metazoa; Arthropoda; Insecta; Diptera; Drosophilidae
Gene: scro
Product: homeobox protein Nkx-2.4
Exons: 8
Coding region: 535-1935 (466 amino acids)
Biological process (GO): cell differentiation; regulation of transcription by RNA polymerase II
Cellular component (GO): nucleus
Molecular function (GO): DNA-binding transcription factor activity, RNA polymerase II-specific; RNA polymerase II cis-regulatory region sequence-specific DNA binding
Source: RefSeq, a predicted model, not a curated record